GGCAUUGGGUAGAUGGGCACACAGCGCUGGCCGUGGCACCAGUAGUGGCGAGUGUGUGAGUGCGUGCGGAAGGUGGCACCUGGCGCCGUCUGUUCUCUCCUCCUCCUCCUCUUCAGAACCACCACUCACGCAGCGCGCACGACUCUCUGCUGCAAGCUCCUGAAGGUCACGGACGUCACGUGACCCUUCAAGAUGUCGCCGGGAAUCUUCAGAUCCGCUUUGGUGACGGGGGUGCUCCUCGCCGCGUCCCUCCUGGUGCUGUACCCCGUCUGCGGUGAAAAUCCCUCAUACUCGGAAUGUAGACCCCACAUUGACGCCACAAUCAGGGACCUCGCGGCUAAGGCCAUCAUCGCGGGAGAAACGCCGUCGGACAACCUGCAACACACUGACCAUGUGGAAGCAGAGAACCCCGAGGAGGGUCCAGUGUCGGCCGAAGUUUCUCCCCCCCCGCAACCCGAGGUGCCCAAGGAACCGCCGGCCGCCGUAGAGCCCGAGCCAGUCGAACCGGAACCUGAACCCGAACCACCGAAGCCUGCAGCCGAAGCGCCAGCGCCGCCACCCGCGCCCGCCGCCCCGGCCGCCCCUGAGCCUCCAGUUGAAGUUCCAGUUUCUGCCCCGGAACCGGCGAAGCCAGUGGAAGCCCAGCCCGCGCCCGUCGCCAGCCCACAGCCCGCCGCCCCACCUGCCCAGCCCGCCGCCCCUGCACCACCUCCACCGAAACCGGCUGUUGCAGAACUUAGUGUCAUCGACAAGCUAAUCAACGUAAUCUUUGGUUUACCCAGGGGAGAGAGGGAUCCCAAGUGGGCGCAGCCUUGGCAGACGCACCCAGAGCAUGCCAAGAAGCCCGUUGAGAAAGCUCCGGAAGUAGAACAAGGACCUGUUGGCCCUUCGGGAGGAAUCAUCGACAAACUUGUUAAACUGAUCUUCCCGACUGUUCCUGCAGCAACAAAGCGUGAUCCCAAGUGGGCCAAACCCUGGCAGACACACCCAGAACAUGCCAAAAAGAAGGUAGAGGUAGCAGAAGAACCUAAGGAAGAUAAGCCUGUAGGUCCUUCUGGAGGACUCAUUGAUAAGUUUGUCAAACUCAUCUUCCAAACUGUCCCUGAAGGCACAGUUCGAGACCCAAAAUGGGCCAAACCAUGGCAGACACACCCUGAACACGCUAAGAAGGUAGAAGUGAAGGCAGCAGAGCCAAAGGAAGAUAAGCCUAUUGGCCCUUCUGGAGGAAUUAUUGACAAGUUUGUCAAGCUAAUCUUCCAGACUGUACCUGAAGGAACAGUUCGAGACCCAAAAUGGGCUAAGCCCUGGCAGACUCACCCUGAACACGCUAAAAAGGUUGUGGAGGCACCGGCGGAACCCAAGGAAGACAAACCCGUUGGUCCCUCUGGAGGAAUCAUCGAUAAGUUGGUCAAACUUAUUUUCCCAACAGUCCCUGAGGGAACAAAGCGCGAUCCUAAAUGGGCUAAACCUUGGCAGACACACCCCGAGCACGCGAAAAAAGUAGUGAAGGUCGUAGAACCAGAGGAGAAGGGACCAAUUGGUGCAUCUGGAGGCAUUAUUGACAAAUUUGUGAAGAUGAUUUUCGAAACUGUCCCUGAAGGUUCAACACGUGACCCUAAGUGGGCCCAGCCAUGGCAGACUCACCCGGAACAUAAGAAAUCUGCUCCUGCACCAGUUGAAACUCCCAAACCACCUGUAGCACCUGAACCAGCUGUUGCUCCUAAGCCAGCUCCAGUCCCAGAACCAGCUCCAGUCCCGAAACCAGCUGCUGCUCCUGAACCAGUCGCUGCUCCUAAACCAGUCGCUGUUCCUGAACCAGUUGUGGCCCCUGAACCGGUUGCAGCUCCUAAAGCAGUUCCUGAACCAGUAGCUGCUCCAGCACCUAAGCCAGUUGAGCCAUCCCCAGCACCUGCCCCAGAAGUGGCCAAGGCACCAGAACCUGCACCUGCGCCAGAAGUGGCCAAGGCACCAGAACCUGCCCCAGAAGUGGUCAAAGCACCGGAACCUGCACCUGAACCUAAACGACCAGUUGAAGAACCUAUUGUAGAGAAGGCCACGUUUCCCGAGGAGAAAGUGGCAGGUGAGCAACUCGUAGAUGAGGAAGAAGCGGAUGAGGACGAGGAUGUGGAGGAAGAUGCUGCGGAAAGCGACGAGGAUGACGAAGAGGAUGAGGAUGAGGAGGAUGAGGUGGAUGAGGAUGAGGAUGAGGAUGGGGAUGAAGAAGUAGACGAAGAGGAAGAUGAGGAACAUGAUGAAGAUGAAGACGAAGAACUCGAAGCAGAAGACGAAGAGGAUGAGGAUGAAGAAGUUGAUGAAGAAGAUGAAGACGAAGAAGGUGAAGAAGAUACAGACGAAGACGAAAGCGAAGACGAAGACGAAGUUGUUGGAAAAGACGAGGAUGAAGAUGAAGAUGAGGAAGAAGAGAAGACAGCUGGAGAACUUGAUGAUGAUGAGGAAGCAGAAACUGACGAAGAUGAUGAGGAAGAUGAAGAUGAAGAGGUAGACGAAGAGGAUGAGGAAGAUGAAGAUGAAGAGGUAGAUGAAGAUGAUGAAGAAGAAGAGGUAGAUGAAGAUGAAGAUGUAGACGAUGAGGACGAGGAAGACGAGGACGAAGAAGAGGAAUUAGCUUCAAAGGAUGUAGACGAAGAAGACGAAGACGAAGAUGAAGAUGAAGAUGAAAUAGAGAAAAAAGUCGAAAAACAUAAUAAAAGAGACGAAGACAAAGACGAAGGAAUCGAAGAGGAACUCGAUGAAGAUGAAGAUGAAGAUGAAGAUGAAGAUGAAGAUGAAGAAUCAGACGAUGACGACGAAGACGACGACGAAGAAGAGGAAGCCAAAGUCGCAGAACCGGCUGACGAAGGGACUGAUGAUGAAGGUUACGAUGAAGAUGACGAUGCUGACGAAGAUGAAGAUUCAGGUGAUGAGAAAGAGGAUGGGGGUGUGGAGACACCUGGGGAGGUGGAUGAACGCGCAGCAGACGCAGGAGUCCCGAGCACCUCAGAGCCUGAAGUUCCAAGUGAGCCUGCAAAGGAAGCCCCAGCUGAUAGUAAACCGCUGGCUGAUGCCCCCGAAGCCCCCAAGAAGCCGGUAUUGGCAGAAGAGACUAAAGAAGAGGCGCCACAGGAGGAGGAGGAGCAGGUAGUGGUGGUCCCCUCUGCCUUCCGCUCCCGCGACCACCUCGAGGCCAUCCUGGGCCUGGACGAGACCUCGAGGGACACGGCGGCGCGCACCGACCCAAUCGCCGAGGCCACGCUCAAGGACCUCAAGAAGAUCUACGAGGCAGCCAUCAAGCCCCUGGAAGGCCUCUACAAGUACCAGGACAUCUCUAACCGCCACGUGUCCGACGCCGAGCUCUUCGGCACGCCGCUCGUCCUUCUCUUGGGCCCCUACUCCACCGGGAAGUCCACCUUCAUCAACUACCUCACAGGCGUCGAGUACACCAAGCGCGCCCUCAAGACAGGGACGCCGCCUAGCCAUGGUGUGUUCCGCAUCAUCCAGUAUGGUGAGAAGGACGCAGAACUCGACGGUACCGACCUGAGCGCCCACUGGUCCUUCACCUCACUGCAGAAGUUUGGACAAAAUUUCAUCGACCAGAUUCAGGGGAAAGCCUUGAGUAGCCCUCUGCUGAAGAAGGUGACCUUCGUGGAAGCUCCAGGCAUUCUCGAGAUGAGACGGCCCGGCGAGCGCCUGUACCCCUACAACGACGUCGUCCAGUGGUUCAUCGACCGCGCUGACCUCAUCCUCGUCAUGUUCGACUACACGAAACUCGACGCCGGCUACGAGAUGGAGGCUAUCCUCGACCAGCUUAAGGGGCGCGAAGCUCAGACACGCAUCCUGCUGAACAAGGCGGACCAGGUGCCGCCCGAGGAGUUGAUCAAGGUCCAGGGCAGCCUCUUCUGGAACCUCAGCCCCCUCCUGGGCGUCUCCACCCCGCCCACCGUCUACGCCGGCUCCUUCGCCUCCAGGCCCUACCGCCCCGCCUCGCCCGCCAAGCUCUUCGAGGCUCAGGAGGAGGCUUUGCUCCACGACAUCGCCCAGGCCAUCAACAACCGCGUGGACAACCGCAUCGCCAUCGCCCGCAGGCACGCGGUUCGUGUGAGGAACCACGCCCAGAUGGUGGACACGUACCUGACCACCUUCUACAUGAACAAGGGCUUCCUCACCAGCAAGCACAAGCUGGCCGAGGACAUCAUCGAGAACCCUCACAACUACAACAUCUACGAGGGCAUGAGUCUCCUCACCAACAUCUCUCGCUACGAUCUGCCCGACCCCGAGGUGUACAGGGACUUCUUUAGGGUCCACAACCUGUACGACUUCCAGAGGCUGAAGGACACAUGCUCCUACUUCCGAGGCUGUCCACUCGCCAAGAUCGACGGCGCCAUCAGCCACAACCUGCCGGAGCUGCUGGACCGCCACCGCCGCCUGACCGAGGCCGCCCAAGGCGGUGCAGGAGGCAAGCCUGCCCCCGUGCCCACCCCGGGAGUCCGAGGCGCCGUGCCCCCCGCUGCCCAUGUCCGGACGUCAUGAGCAGCCCCUCUCUGACGCCCCCGCUGCCUGCGCGUGCCUUCUUAGGCCUGAGGGGGUCAGCACAUGACCAAAGUGUGAUAUUCAAACUGGAGAUGCGACUGCCCACCGAGCCGCCAUGACCCAGCUGAUGUGCAAGGGCGGCCGGGCGGGAGUAGGGCGGGGUCAUCUCAGGUCACGCCCCCGCCGUACCCCCGCGACACUGAUUCUUGAGAAGUAGCAAAAGCGGCUACUUUAACACCUGUAUCAACUUUCCCUACUGGAGACUGCCAUGCUGCUGGCUUUAGUCCUGGCGGAGGCGAGAUCCUCUGGGCGAGGCCGGCAGCAGACCCCUGCAUUCCCAUACAACCAUGGUCCACACAGCUCAGCGAUACUUCAUAUGUUCAUGUGUCUUGUUCUUCACAUCGUUCCUGUAUGUCUGCCUUUCUCCUCGCUUAACAGCAUGACCUCAGAUGACCUGCCAUGGGGGUGUAGGGGAGCCACGUGAGGCGCCUCGACUCUCGCUAUUGACCUCGUCGUGUGGCUGCUGAGCCCCUGGAUGAUGCUCAGAGGAGAGUUCAGGUGUCUCUUACUUAUUGUGUUAUGCUCAUAUGGAGACAUACUUUAUCACGACGCACCGCAAAUGUAUAGGAAACAACUCAAGAUUCCUCCUCAUCGUGUAGAGUCUUAGAGCAUUCCACUUGCGUAGCUGGUCUGACUGUUGUGCUACGACUUACGCAGAAGUUUGUAAAAAGAAAUUAUCGACUAUGUUUCACUCAACUUGACGCUGGUGUCGUUGGCCCCCAAAGUUAUCGCAAGAAGGAUAAUAAGGGAACUUCUCCGUGUUUACGUAUCCCUAGUUUUUCCUUGCUCUUGAGAUAACCAUUCUCCUGUCGACCUUCAUGAUUUUCGACAGUGGGGAAAAUCCACAUGAUAAGUGGAUGGUGACAUUAUGCAAAAGAAUGUCGCCAUUUUCCACCAUGUUGCCUCAAGAACAUAACUUUGACAGGCAGGCCACGACGCCAGGCUGGAGACGCUAAACACAAUUUAAACUUAAGGAUUUUCUUUUUUAUAUAAAUGGAUGAGUACAAUCUAGUCAGUUUGAUGUUUUAUAAUUGCCAAGGGAGAAUGUCAGUCACUCGACGCUUCUCCGUGUAAGAUGCCUAUGAAUUAUGAUAACGGCUUUCAAGCGUAUCGGUCGCAGAACCAGAGAUGCUUUUAGCAGUUCGCAGUGCAGAGCAGCUCUCUGGUCGGACGGUUCUAUGGUCCUACGGCUCCAUGGGAUCCACCGAAAGCUCCCUGUACUUGCGAAACAGCUGUACUUCAUGAAAAAUGAUGGUUGAUUUUCUUUUGUUUACGCUUGCUUGGCUUUCACAAGUAUGGAAGUUCUGAUGUGUACCCACGGCCGUGUUCGAAACCCGGACAGAGCCAAUCCGCAAGGACUUAGUUUUGGAGUGAUGUAUCCGCUCACAUCAAGGAUUUCAGGGUUAAAACUUGCUUUUUAGAAAUGGUUGCAGCUUUUUAAAGCGCGCUCCCUCUUCUUUGGAAUGGCACACUUUUAUUUCUGAGUGCAUUUUGUUUUUGUAAAAAUAAAGGAAUGUAUAUUAAUGCAGAGUUCCCCGUUACGCGUAUGUAGUUGUGUAGAUAAAAUAUUGGGUCUUAGAUAAUAUUGUUAACUACAGUUACAAAGCGUUUUAGAUGCACGUGAUAAGUGACAUAGAGUGGGAACACGAAGUAGUUAGUCAGUUAUCUUGUUAUCUCCAGUCUAAUAGGGUUAAAACAUUGACGAUUCAAGUAUUUUUAUGUUAUGUCCGUUGAAAAUCAUUUCAUUUUGAUCCUGGUAACAAGGUGAUUCUUUUUAGUAAUGUAUCGACGAUAGCAUCUGUGAUUGGAUAACUUUGUAUAUGUUGAUUACUGUCAUAGGCUUCCUUAUGUAACCCUAUGUAAUAACAGGCAAACGUAGGGAGUGUUUUAAUAAACAUGUGAAAGUUUUUUUUUCCGAAAA
Messenger RNA from Penaeus monodon (black tiger shrimp), 6508 nucleotides. Its product is annotated as surface protein-like. NCBI's taxonomy places the organism in Eukaryota, Metazoa, Arthropoda, Malacostraca, Decapoda, Penaeidae. Gene Ontology annotation, molecular function: GTP binding. The transcript is spliced from 14 exons. The coding region runs from base 193 to 4527 and encodes 1444 amino acids. The record is from RefSeq and is a predicted model, not a curated record.